This is a messenger RNA of Archocentrus centrarchus (flier cichlid), 2894 nucleotides long. RefSeq names its product non-muscle caldesmon-like. Lineage: Eukaryota; Metazoa; Chordata; Actinopteri; Cichliformes; Cichlidae. Bases 171 to 1967 code for a protein of 598 amino acids. The record is from RefSeq and is a predicted model, not a curated record. Gene Ontology annotation, biological process: actin filament bundle assembly; angiogenesis. The transcript is spliced from 18 exons. Gene Ontology annotation, cellular component: actin cytoskeleton. Gene Ontology annotation, molecular function: myosin binding; actin binding.
GGUAGUUAAAGUCACUGCAAGGACAAGCAGGAAUUCUUUGUGCUGCGGAAGGGCCGAGAUAUAAACCAGACUGUAGAAGCUGAUAUAUGACAGAAGAGGAGACACUGUUGUCCAUGGACUAAACUUUAGCUACUACUAAGUGAGAAAGUGAGGAGAAUCUCUUGGGCAUCAUGGACGAUGACUUUGACCGCCGCAUGGAGCUGAGGAGGCAGAGAAGAGAGCAGAUGCGCCUCGAAGCCGAAAAGGUGGGUUACCCCAACGAUGAUGAUGAGGAAGAAGCUCGGGAGCGAAGGAGGCGUGCGAGGGAGGAGAGGAAGAAGAUGAAAGACUUAGAAGAAUCUGGAACCAGUGAUGUGAUCAGUACUAACAAUGUGACAGAGACUGAGUCGUCCACAACCAGUACUGGAGGGGCAGAUGAUGACCAGGCGUUGCUGGAGCGCCUGGCCAGGAGGGAGGAACGCAGGCAAAGGAGAAUGAAGGAGGCCAUGGAGAGACAGAAGGAGCUCGACCCCACGACUGGCACCACCAACGGCACAGACGUUGCACUGGAAGAGCAGUCUUCUAUGAGCAGCAGGCAGCAACCUACAGAGGAGGAGAAGGAGAAGGAGGAGAAAUCUACCCAGGAGGAGGUGACACUCACUGAUACUAAUUCUUGGAGGAAAGAGGAAGAAGACACAAAGGAGGAUGAGAAGGAAUCUGUUGAAGAAUCAAGAACACAGAUCACAAGAAAUGAGGAGGAGACUGAGGAGAAAGCUGCAGUAACUGAGGUGGAUGCUGAGCAGCCAAGUCUAGAAAAGAAAGAUGCUGAAGAGGAAUCAGUACCUGCUGUUGAUGAUGAGGAAGAAGACAAGCAGAGGAAAGAAGAAGAGGAAAGGCAACAAAAAGAAAUGGAAGAAAAGCAGAGGCUAGAGGAGGAAGAGAGACAAAAAAUGGAAAUGGAGGAAAAACUUGAGGAGGAUGAGAAGAAGAAGAAAGAUGAGGAGGAGAAGCCAAAGAGAUUUGGGUUUAAGGAGAAGUUUGAACCAGUCAAACAGAAUGGAGCUGUCAUUGAAAAUAAAUUAAAGAAAACAGAAAAGAUAUCGAGCAGGGACAAUCCGCCCUCCACUAAGGCAGAAGACUUGGAGCGGCAGGAGGCUGAGCGAAAGCUGCAGGAGCUGAAGCGUCGGCGGAACAAUGCAGAAAGUGAGGAGUUUGAGAAGAUGAAGCAGAAACAACAGGAUGCGGAGGCCGAGCUGGAGGAGCUGAAGAGGAAGAGAGAGGAGAGGAAGAAGAUCCUGGAGGAGGAGGACAGGCAAAGGAAGCAGGAGCUAGAGGAAAAGAAAGCCAAGGAGCAGGAGGAGAGAAAGAGGCUGAAGGAGGAAAUAGAGAAAAGGAGGGCGGAGGCUGCAGAAAAGAAGAAACAGAUGGAGGAGGGGUCGACAAAGCCUGCCUUCACCGUCAGCCCCAAAGGCUCCUCUAAGAUUGGUGAGAAGGCAGAAUUCCUGAACAAGUCUGCCCAGAAAAGCACCACAGCCAGAGUGUCACACACUCCUAUUGUCUCCAAGAUUGGCAACAGACUGGAACAAUACACUUCUGCCAUCCAGGGAAACAAAGAUGUAAAGUCUUCCAAGUCUCCAGUGGCAGAUAUUCCUACAGGGGGCACACGCAGCAUCAAAAGUAUGUGGGAGAAAGGCAAUGUGGGCAGCUCCUCUGAAGUUCCCUCUCCUGCAAACAAGGAUGUGGCUGGUCUCAAAGGAAGUGUGGCCGGACGCGUCAACAGUUGGACAGCAAAACCGGCAGAAAGCGACAAGUCGGUAGCACCCGCGCCUGCAGCAGCAGCACCAGCAGCAUCACCAGCAGCAGCAGCUGCAGCAGCAAAGCCCACAGAUGUGAAACCAGCUGACGUCGGUAACAAGCGUGGAAUGUGGGAAGCCAAGAAGGGCUCUACGCCUGGAAAGGUGGCCGUGGGAGGCAAGUUUUCUCGUUAAUGCAGGAGUGAGCCCCUAACCAUUGACAUCCCAGUUACAUCUGUUCAAACUCACAGCUCUGCUACUGUAUGUUCAUCUAUUCCUCUUCCACACAGCUGUAUUUUGCAUGAGGCUCACAUCAGGAUGAGGGGAAGAGGAAUGGUAUAAUGGGAUCCUGAGUCAAAGCCUUCCAGCUAUAGCUUUAUAAUAUGAGUACUUUUGCUUGCUGCCUGUUUUGGCGAAACCAAGCUUUGAGAUUUCGUUCAACAAUGAAAACAUGAACUGACUUCUGUCUGCGGCUAUAACAAAUUUGAAUGGCAUAUUACACUUUUUAACAGCUUUUACAUGCUUAAUACUCAGUAGUAAACUAAUAAUGUCCAUUAGCUGUUCUACUCACUAUUUUACACUCAUAACUGUAGCAAAUUUCUUGAGUUUGUGAGUCUGUAAUUUUGCUUUCAGCUAGCAUGGACAUGUCUAGGAUUCAUGUGAUGUAUUUGUGCUUUGAUGCUAUGUCAUGUAGCUUAUACAGUACACAGUAAUUACUUUUUUUCUUUAUGGCGAUUUGUGCUCACUGCUUUUUUGUGAUGAAAGUCGCAGUUUUGAUUCCACAGAAAAUAUACCCUACCCCACAGCUGGAUGUUGGAUGCUAAGCUUGUAUAUAAUUGACUUGUUUUGUUGGUUUCAGUUUCUGCUCCUUCAAUAAGGGUUUUUGCCAUGGCUUAUAAGCCCUUUACAUGUACAUCAUAUUAAAAGCAAUUAGUAAAAAAGUUUGGGGUUGUGAAGCUAUAAAGUAACCUCUCUGGCUAAUGUUUACAAUUUUGGUACCAGUUAUUUAAUAUUUUCUAACAAAUUAACAACUUGUCCAUAAAGGUACAAUAAAUAAAUCAUUAAGCAUUCUAUUUGAAGGGGAAUGACUAUAGGGAUCCCAAAGAAUGGCCAAAAAAAAAA